Molecule: messenger RNA, 2088 nt
Organism: Fonsecaea erecta
Lineage: Eukaryota; Fungi; Ascomycota; Eurotiomycetes; Chaetothyriales; Herpotrichiellaceae
Exons: 6
Coding region: 1-2088 (695 amino acids)
Molecular function (GO): glycosyltransferase activity
Source: RefSeq, a predicted model, not a curated record
AUGGGUGAUCCAGGCAGGAGCUUCAGCACCCAGGUGCACCAUGACUUCCAGGGCAAAUGGGCCCUCAAGAGGCGUCGGACCCGAUCAUUGAGCAUCAAACUCCCCGAUCGUGUCGACAUUGGAACUACUCUCAGUGAAUACUGGACGGGUCUUGCCAUCGAAGAAGAAAGCGACCGAGCACUCAAGAUCGGGAUUGCGAUCCAUGAUGGAACGUAUGGCAUUGACUUCGCAGUCCACCGCAUUUCCCUGGACGAAGAGGAAGAGCAGGAGAGAGGCCGAGAUGGCGACUGGAUUGCAGACCACAUCAUCGAGGAGCUAUCCCACUACCGGAGGCAGCACGUAUGCAAGAUUCUCGGCGCCGGAGUCACUGUGACUGCUCACGAGAAGAGCCCGCAUUUGUGCUCGAGGCUCUGGUCCGAAUUGGACAUUGUCCCCAUGUUGGUCACGUCGAAUCCACUUUUACAAGCCGGCAACGCUCGGGCAAGAUCACAGAGAGUGGACGAGAUCGCCGACUCGGCCGCCAGGAAAUGUCUCGCGCUAUAUGCUCCCACCAAACAACCGCGUUUGUCGAUCAGCUUUGUGAACCAAGUCGAGGUCGACCUGGGAGGUACGAUCCAGCUCACCACCAUCGACGACUACAAGGCAUCCGUCCGAGAGCCGACUUGGAGGGCCGUGCAGAAACAUAUUCAAGAUGUCGUCGACCGCAAGCUCAGAGUCGUCUUUUUCAGCGCGACACCUCAGGGAGGCGGAGUGGCUCUGAUGCGGCACGCCUUGCUCCGAUUCCUGAGACUCUACAACGUGAACGUCGAAUGGUUUGUCCCGAAACCCCGGCCCGACGUUUUCCGUAUCACCAAAACAAAUCACAACAUCUUGCAGGGCGCCGUGCCUCCGGAUGUCCGAGCAACAGACGAGCAGCUGGGGAAGAUCAAAGAAUGGAUUGUCGACAAUGCGGAUCGGUAUUGGCUCGGUGAAGGUGGACCACUUCUUGCACCCAAGGACGGCGGUGCAGAUGUCAUCAUCAUCGACGACCCGCAAAUGCCAGAGCUCAUCCCCAUUGCGAAGAAGAUUGCACCAGACCGGCCGAUCAUUUUCCGCUGCCACAUCGAAGUUCGUGAUGAUCUAGUACUUGAAGAUGGGAGUGCCGCUCAGCACGUUUGGCGCAAUAUGUGGUCAAGCAUCAAACAUGCCGACGUCUUCCUUAGCCACCCUGUACGCACCUUCGUUCCACCUGAUGUCCGCAAAGAGGUAUUGGGCUGGCUCCCAGCAACCACCGAUUGGCUUGACGGUCUUAACAAGCAGAUGGAUGACUGGGAUUUGCAAUAUUAUCUCCAUGUCCUCAAGCAGGUCUGUCAGGCUCAAAACCUACCACAGCUUGCCUAUCCGGAACGGGGGUAUUUCACACAAGUUGCACGGUUUGACCCGUCCAAGGGAAUUCCCGACGUCAUCAAGAGCUACGCCAAGUUCCGCGAUAUGGUGAAAGACCAACCCAAAGAGAAGAUCCACCAGUUGGUGCUCUGUGGACACGGCUCGGUGGAUGAUCCUGAUGCGACCCUGAUCUAUGAACAGACCAUGGACUUGAUUGUUACGCAGUUUCCCGACUUGAUCGAGGAUAUCAUUGUCGUUCGGCUGGGCCCCAGUGACCAGAUUCUGAACGCCAUCAUGUCGCUCUGCACAGUGGCACUACAGCUAUCUACACGCGAAGGAUUCGAGGUCAAGGUCUCGGAAGCCCUGCACAAGGGAAAACCAAUCAUUGCAACCCUCGCUGGGGGUAUUCCACUUCAGGUCGAGGACGGCAAGAGCGGUUAUCUUGUCCAACGCGGUGACCACGACGCUGUUGCCAAGCACCUUUACGACCUGGUUAAUGAUAGGGAGCUGUAUGGCCGCAUGAGCGAAUACGCGCGGACGCAUGUCAGUGAUGAAGUGCACACCGUUGGGAACGCCCUCAGCUGGAUGUACCUUGCGUCGAAUGUGACGGGCGGAAAGUUACUCAAACCGAACGAGAGAUGGAUCAACGACCUGGCUCGCGAGGCUGCCGGGGAGCCAUAUACAGAUGGCGAACCACGGUUGCCACGCCACCUCUCCACUUGA